This is a messenger RNA of Rhizoctonia solani, 1212 nucleotides long. Its product is annotated as endo-beta-1,4-xylanase. Bases 1 to 1212 code for a protein of 403 amino acids. The transcript has 11 exons. Lineage: Eukaryota; Fungi; Basidiomycota; Agaricomycetes; Cantharellales; Ceratobasidiaceae. Gene Ontology annotation, biological process: carbohydrate metabolic process. The record is from RefSeq and is a predicted model, not a curated record. Gene Ontology annotation, cellular component: extracellular region. Gene Ontology annotation, molecular function: hydrolase activity, hydrolyzing O-glycosyl compounds; cellulose binding.
AUGAUUCUCUCCAAUCGGAACCUUUUGUUGGGUGCUCUGGCCACUGUGGCCAUCCAAUCUGUUCAAGCCGUUGCUGUAUGGGGACAGUGUGGUGGAAAGGGCUGGACCGGAGGCACGACUUGCGACGCCGGGAGCUAUUGCCAGGCCCAGGGCGAAUAUUACUCGCAAUGCGUCCCUGGUACUGCCUCGGGCACUACCACAUCUGGUGCCGCAACCCCUACAUCAACUGCGCUCCGAGGCUUGCACGCACUUGCCAAAUCUAAAGGCAGGUACUUUGGUACAGCUACUGACCAGCUCUGGAACAUCAAUGACGCGGCGUACCUUUCUCUUACUGGAAACCCGAGUGAAUUCGGAAUGAACACUCCAGGAAACCAAUUGAAAUGGGAUGCGACCGAGAGGAGUCGAGGCUCCUUCACUUAUACCUAUGCAGACUACGAAGUCUCGUGGGCUAAGAAUCAUAGCCAGGCUAUCAGAGGCCACACACUUGUCUGGCACAGCCAACUCCCAUCGUGGGUCUCCAACGGGGGAUUCAACAGUGCGACCCUGACCUCGAUUAUGCAGAACCAUAUCUCGAAUGUUAUGGGACGGUACAAGGGCCAGAUGUAUGCUUGGGAUGUCGUCAAUGAAAUGUUCAAUGACGACGGAACAUGGCGGUCCAGCGUGUUCUAUAACACGAUCGGGCCCUCGUUUGUUGCCGUCGCUCUUCGCGCCGCCCGCGCUACUGAUGCGAAAGCAAAACUGUAUUUGAACGAAUACAAUACCGAUUGGGUAGGGGCCAAGUCUAACGCGAUGUAUAACCUCGCCAAGGACCUGGUCGGACAGGGCGUCCCCCUCGAUGGCAUAGGAUUCCAGGCCCACCUGGUGGUCAAUUCCUUCGAGCGCUCGUUCCAAACCAACUACCAACGCUUCGCAGACCUUAAGCUCGACGUUGCAAUCACCGAACUCGAUAUCCGUAUGACCCUCCCGGCGACUAGUGCACUGCUUACAGCCCAGGCCGAAAACUACAAAUAUGUCAUGAACUCGUGUUUGGCCGUUUCUCGUUGCGUUGGGGUAACCACUUGGGAUACGAGUGAUGAUCAUUCGUGGGUCCCUAGUACAUUCCCUGGUACAGGUGACGCUCUACUUUUCGACAGCAACAAGAAACCCAAGCCGGCAUAUUACGCAGUCGCUGAUGCGCUGGCUGCUGCGACCGUUCAGGGUACCUGGGCUUAA